CGCCCAUCCCAUCCGGAAGUACUGCGGGUUUGAGCAUUUGUUUUGCUGUCACGACAGCAAGUUAAAGCGUUGUAUGUUCACACCUUAUUUAGAGUAACUAAGUUUGAAAGCUCAUUGAAAUCAAUAUUUUUCAGUCUUGCCUCAUUUUAUUUCGGAGUUAGAGGUCGGGAAGUUCACGUAACGGGAACAACUCAAGAAAGAAACGCAAAUUCUCGGAGGAACAGCUGCCUAUAAUGAAGAACAGGUUAAAAUGAUUUACCAUAUAACGUUACCCCGUUAAACGUCUUUAAACGUCAAUCAUGGAUUGUACAGUUCUUGAGCUCGAUGCUGUUAAAUUUGCAAAAUCAGCUGUACUGCAUGAUCAGCAGGGGAAAUACAAUGAAGCUGUUUUCUAUUAUAAGGAGGCUGCCCAGGCUCUCAUCUAUGCAGGAAUGGCUGGAUCCAAACUAGAGAACAUUCAAGACAAGGUGAACGAGUACCUGGACAGAGUACAGACUCUACUCAGUGCCGUUCAAGCACAGAGCAGUGACCCUCUGAAGAGUAAGCACCAGUUGGAUCUGGAGAGGGCGUACUUUCUGGUGACACAGGCUUUUGAAGAGGAUGAGAAAGAAAAUGCAGAUGAGGCCAUUGAGCUCUACACUCAGGCUGUGGAGUUGUGCAUUCAAGCGUCCAAUGAGACGUCAGAUCAAGCACUACAGGGGAAACUGAAGCAGCUUGCUCGGCAGGCUCUGGACAGGGCAGAGGGACUGAAAGACUCUCUUAGUAAACCAGCAAACCAGGACAAGCCUGCCUCCUUUGCAUCGAAAGGCCCUGCUCAGGUGAGGCAGUUCUUCCCGCUAGGCCAAGACUUCUCCCUCCACGACAAACCUCAGCCGGUUCGAGCAGUGCAGUCCAGUGAGCCGCAGGGUCAGCGUUACACAGCGGAGGAGAUCGAGGUGCUCAGAAAGACUUCCAAGAUAAAUGGAAUUGAAUAUGUUCCAUUCAUGAGUGUUGACCUGAGGGAACGUUUUGCUUUUCCUGUUCCGUUCUCGGACAAAUGUGGGAAACUGGCUCUGUCGCCGAAGCAAAAAGCCAUAUUCUCACGCUGGGUUCGUCCAGAUGACAUCUGCAAUAACCCCACCAUGAUCUUCACUGUGUCCAGCUUCAGCAUCAAGCAGACGGUUGUGUCAGACUGUUCCUUUGUUGCCUCAUUGGCCAUCAGUGCAGCAUAUGAGAGACGCUACAGCAAAAAGUUGAUCACAAGCAUCAUCUACCCACAGAACAGGAAGGGAGAGCCAGAGUAUAACCCCUGUGGGAAGUACAUGGUGAAGCUGCACAUUAAUGGUGUCCCGAGAAAGGUGAUCAUUGAUGAUUUCCUACCCGUGGACCGCAACGGCGAGCUGCUUUGCUCCUAUUCCAGUAAUCGCAACGAACUUUGGGUGUCGCUCAUUGAGAAGGCCUACAUGAAGGUCAUGGGAGGAUAUGAUUUCCCAGGUUCCAAUUCUAAUAUCGAUUUGCACGCUCUCACUGGCUGGAUCCCAGAGCGUAUUGCUAUGCACUCAGACAAUCAGUCCUUUAACAAAGAUGACACUUUCCGCAUGCUUUUCCAGAGGUUUCACAGAGGAGAUGUUCUCAUCACCACAGCGACAGGGGUCAUGACUGAAGAAGAGGGGGAGAAGUGGGGUUUAGUUCCCACACAUGCUUACGCUGUCCUAGACAUCAGGGAAUACAAGGGUAAACGCUUCCUCCAGCUGAAGAACCCUUGGAGCCAUCUCAGGUGGAAAGGCCGCUAUAGCGAACGUGAUGAAAAGAACUGGACACCAGAUCUUCUCAAAUACCUCAAUUUUGACCCCAAAACUGCACAGAAGUUUGACAAUGGGGUGUUUUGGAUCAUCUGGGAAGACUUGUGCCAGUAUUACGAUGUCAUCUACUUGAGCUGGAAUCCAGCACUGUUCAAAGAAUCCUCAUGUAUACACAGUAGCUGGGAUGGCAAACAAGGACCUGUGAAGGACGUCUACAGUUUGGCCAAUAACCCUCAGUACAAGCUGGAGGUGCAGUGUCCUCAAGGGGGCGCUGCAGUAUGGGUGCUACUCACCAGACACAUCACUGACAAGGAUGACUUUGCUCAAAAUCGGGAGUUUAUUACUUUAGUAGUUUACAAGACAGAUGGAAAGAAAGUCUAUUAUCCAGCUGAACCUCCUCCCUACAUUGAUGGCAUCAGGAUCAAUAGCCCUCACUACUUAACUAAGAUCAAACUGACUAGUCCUGGAACUCACACCUUUACACUGGUGGUCUCUCAGUAUGAAAAACAAAACACCAUCAACUACACGCUAAGGGUGUACUCGGUAUGCAAGUUUAAUUUCUCCAAAAUCCCAACACCCUUCACCCACACCAAAAGAAUAAAUGGCCAGUGGAAGGGGGCCAGUGCAGGAGGUUGUGGAAACUACAGAGAUAGCUUCAAGAACAACCCCAUAUAUCAGUUCAACUUGGAGAAAACAGGCCCUCUGCUCAUCGAACUUCGCGGCUCCAGGCAGUACAGUGUGGGCUUUGAAGUGGUGACCGUUUCUACUGCAGGGGAUUCUGGAUCAUCAGGCUCUCAAAAGAGGGGCAGUGGAGAUUACCGAUGCGGUUUCUGUUAUAUGGAGGUUGAGAACUUCCCUGCUGGGAUUUACAAUGUCAUCCCCACUACCUUCCUGCCCAAACAGGAAGGCCCAUUCUUCCUGGACUUCAGCAGUGUCACUCCACUGCGUGUAUCUCAGCUGCAAUAACAGCUCUAGAUCAUCGGCCCACCGGAUUGCUCUGCAAAUAUGAGACACUGAAGAUGCUUUAGCCAAUGCUCAUCGCUCCCUACGGCAUGGACAUGCUCGCUAACCAAAAUAAAUAAGCACCACCCACAGAUGAUACCUGGUAUAAUGCCAUAUUUGUCACGUUAGCGUGUGACAGAUAGCGUACAACUGCUCAUGACAGUGCCAUGCUCAGAGGAAGUGUGUUCAAUCAGCCAAAAAUGCACUCCUCUUAGUUCUGCAGUCCAAAGUUGCACUCAAAAACAAUGAUGUGUGUGUGCGCUUGAUCUGAAAUGACUGUUUUUUCACUCAGGAGACUUGCAUUAAAGCAGGGAUGUAUAUUAAUGAUGUCUGAUGAUAGAUCAGAGGGAUCUGUUUCGUGCACAGAAAUCUGUCUCCAUAUUAAGGGCUCUUCCUCUGGUCUGUUUGCUGAUGUCUAGGUAGAAAGACUCAGUUGCAGGGCUGCUCUCUUUAGUGGGCAGAGAAUGAGUGCACUUUUAUCAAAAAGAAAAAUGAUAGAUAGAGAUUAUGCAUUGAUCUAAAGCAUCAUAUUUUUUGUUUUUGUUCACGUUUUUCCCCCCAAAUGUCAACUUGAUCAGUCACUAUCUACCAGCACAGUACUGUACGUUUACAAAGCAUAACAAUGACCUGGAUGUUCUUACAUCAUAAAGGGUCACGCAUGAUUGAAAGUGAUGUUCCGUAUUGGGUAUUGUACAAAUGCUUAAAGUUCUUCUGUCUAACAUGCUUUUUGAUUUCUGUUCAUCUGCCUUGAUGUAUUUAUUUGCAGAGAUUAAAAUUAAUGUGUACAUGUCA
Molecule: messenger RNA, 3575 nt
Organism: Ctenopharyngodon idella (grass carp)
Lineage: Eukaryota; Metazoa; Chordata; Actinopteri; Cypriniformes; Xenocyprididae
Gene: capn7
Product: calpain 7
Exons: 21
Coding region: 300-2747 (815 amino acids)
Biological process (GO): proteolysis
Molecular function (GO): calcium-dependent cysteine-type endopeptidase activity
Source: RefSeq, a predicted model, not a curated record